Closterium sp. NIES-67 is the source of this 865-nucleotide messenger RNA. The record is from the annotation of a GenBank genome assembly. Lineage: Eukaryota; Viridiplantae; Streptophyta; Zygnematophyceae; Desmidiales; Closteriaceae.
AGCUCAAGACCAUCUACUGCUUUGUCCCCAAGGCCGCCUGCACGAGCUGGAAGGUGUGGUUCCGCUAGCAGCAUAACCUGCCCAACAUCUCCGACGUCUACCUCGCACACGACCCCAAGCACUCCGGUCUCCACGUCCUCGUGUCCGGAUACACCGAAUCCCCCGUCAUGGCGCUGCUCAUCCGCCCGGACUUCUUCAAGUUCACCUUUGUCCGCCACCCGUUCGCACGCCUCGCCUCGGCUUAUCUGAACAAGCAUGUGAACGGGGGCCCCCCGCAGGGGCGGGCGUUUUGGAACAAGCGGUUUUUCCAUGGCACAAGGCCGUUCCAGUGGCUGGUAGAGCAGCAGAAUGGGUCGGACCUGCUGCAGUUUGCCGACUUUGUGGGGCUGCUGAGAACCAUGUUCAAGAGGCGGUGACGCACCAUGGAACCCCAUGUUGCUCCUCAGGUGGACGUCUGUCGACUGAACGACAUUCGCUUUGACUUUGUGGGCCAUUUUGAAAACCUGGCAGAGGACGUUCCAGUGGUGAUGCAGCGGUUGACCGCACCAUCACGUUUGAAGCCUUCUCCAUCGGAAAAUCCGCCCACCCCACCAAUGCUCGCGACAAAUUCCUUGAUCUAUUCGAUCAGAGAGCUUAUGAUGAGGCGGUUGAGUUUCUCUCUAUAGACAUGACUGUGCCCCUCAACAACAUCUCGUUUUCACCUCCCCCAAGAUUACUAGAGCACUUUGGGGAAUUAAAUAAGGCUCGCACCAGUCGCAAUAAAGGGCAUAGGAGAUAGGGCAAAAGAAACACAAGCUUGACUCGAGUUUGUUUGCCAUUUUAGUGAUGUUGCGGCAUUAGGCUUUUAGGGGCUGGAAUAUCUAUU